CAAAGUGUGGUAAGCCGCUUCCAGGACUUUCAAAGCAGGAAGAUUGCUGUGGAACAGUGGGUACUUCCUGGGGUUUCAGCAAAUGCAUGAAAUGUCCAAAAAAAGCUAGUCAUCCAGCAUAUUCCCAGUAUAUGGAGUGUCCUCAAGGUUACAAACGCAUCAAUGCCACAUUCUGUCAAGAUAUUAAUGAAUGCUACAUGCAGGGUAUUUGUCCAAAUGGUGACUGUUUAAAUACUUUGGGAAGCUAUAGGUGCACCUGCAAACAAGGGUUUGUUCCAGAUCCUACAUAUUCGUCUUGUGUUGCUGAUAAUCCUUUAGUGUCUGAGGAGAAGGGGCCAUGUUACCGACUUGUGAGCACUACAAAGCAAUGCAUGCAUCCUCUGUCUGUGCAACUUACUAGGCAGCUCUGCUGUUGCAGUGUGGGCAAAGCCUGGGGACCCAACUGUGAAAAGUGCCCUGUACUUGGAACUGCUGCUUUCAAGGAAAUCUGUCCAGGUGGAAUGGGUUACACAGUCCCUGUGCUUCGAGGACCAGCACCUGUUAGACCAUAUACUGUACAACCUCCGAUCAGAACAACACUUCAAGCGGUCAUUACAAAAGAAGAACCAGUAGAAGCUUUGUCUGUUUCACAGAAAAAUGCUCCAGAUCACAAUGGAAGAGAAGGUUUGGCUACAACAGAUCAGUACCUUGGAACUGGAGUUAAUAAGCGACCAGUGGAUCAGGGGCAACCUCAGCUGUCACCUGGAAUUUCAACAAUAAACUUAGGUUCUCAGUAUCCAGUUGUUGUUGAGAAGUCAUCCCCACCUUUACCUGUAGAAAUAGCCCCUGAUGUCUCAAAGUCAAGUGCUAGUCAAGUUAUUGCUCCAACUCAGGUUACAGAAGUCAAUGAGUGUGUAGUGGAUCCUGAUAUCUGCGGUGAAGGCUUUUGCGUCAACUUACCUAUAGGAUACAUGUGUGUCUGUCAUGAAGGGUAUAAGCAGAAUAACAAUCAGACCAAAUGUGUGGAUGUUGAUGAGUGUUCUCAGGGUCGCGUGCUUUGCUCACAGGGGCGCUGUGAAAAUACAGAUGGAAGUUUUCUAUGUAUUUGUCAAGCAGGAUACAUGGCCAAUGAACAGGGAACUGACUGCACUGAUGUGAAUGAAUGUUUGAGACCAGAUGCAUGUCCUGAUGGCCUCUGUAUUAACACUGUUGGCUCUUUCCGAUGUGAAUACUGUGACAGUGGCUUCCGCAUGAACAGAAGAGGUCAAUGUGAAGAUAUUGAUGAAUGUCUUACUCCCACUACUUGUCAAUAUGACAGAUGUGUCAAUAGCCCAGGAUCAUAUGCAUGUAUACCUUGUCCUGAAGGAUAUAGGGGAUUUAAUGGCAGAUGCUUUGACAUCAAUGAAUGCCAAGAAGACACAUCCCUGUGUGCCAAUGGUGACUGCUCCAAUCUGGAGGGUUCAUACAUGUGCACAUGCCGAACAGGAUAUGAAUCAACCUCUGACAGCAAACAGUGCAUUGACAUAGAUGAAUGUCGGCUUGGUAAUUUAUGCUUGAAUGGUAAAUGUCAUAACAUUGAAGGCUCCUUCGUAUGCUCCUGCAACUCAGGAUAUCAGCUAAGCCCAGCCAGUGACAAGUGUGAUGACAUUGAUGAAUGCCAAGUUCAAAGCCUUUGUGACAAUGGACAGUGCAGGAAUACCAGGGGAUCAUUCACUUGUAUAUGCAAUGAAGGCUACAAGCUAUUACCUUCUGGAGACCAGUGUGAAGACAUAGAUGAAUGCCAAGAGAUGGAUGAAGCUUGCCGGGAGGAGGAAGCUGCUCUAAUACUAUCGGUUCUUAUGUAUGCAUUUGUCCACCAGGUUUCCUGCUUGUUGAUGGAAGGAGGUGUCAAGAUAUUAAUGAGUGUGAAAAUACAGAACUCUGUUCUCCAAAUGGAGAAUGUCUCAAUACUGCUGGCUCAUUCCACUGCAUAUGUGAGCAAGGAUUUACUACAACUCCUGAUGGAAGAUCAUGUGAAGAUGUUGAUGAAUGUACUAACAGCACGCUAUGCAGUCAAGGGUUUUGUGAAAACACCAAUGGUUCAUAUCGUUGCCUCUGUUACCAGGGGUAUCAAGACUCACUGGAUGGGCAAGGGUGUGUGGAUGUAAAUGAAUGUGAAAUGCUGAGUGGAGUCUGUGGUGAGGCCCGAUGUGAAAAUGUAGAAGGCUCAUUCCUCUGCCUUUGUGCUGAUGAUAACCAGGAAUAUGACCCGAUGACUGGGCAAUGCAGAUACCGCAGCAUGCCAGAUGACCAUUAUGAUGAAGAAGAGAAGCAAUGCUACUACAACCUCAAUAAUGUCAAUUUCUGUGAGAAUGUUCUUACUGUAAAUGUCACUAAGCAAGAAUGCUGCUGUACUCUUGGAGCUGCUUGGGGAGACACCUGUGAGAUGUUCCCUUGUCCAGUCCUAGGUUCUGAUGAAUAUGCAUUACUGUGCCCUGAAGGGAAAGGAUAUGUCCCAUCAAAGGAGUCACUCACACUCUAUGAGGGCAACGGCUUGACCUAUGAAGAUGCUGAUGAGUGUAUAUUAUUUGGAAAAGAAAUAUGCAAAAAUGGCUUCUGCUUAAACACUGAGGCAAGCUAUGAGUGCUAUUGCAAACAAGGCACAUAUUAUGAUCCUGUGAAGCUUCAGUGUUUUGAUAACAAUGAGUGUGAUGACCCAAGCAGUUGCAUUGAUGGUCAAUGUAUCAACACGGAUGGAUCCUACAGCUGUUUCUGCACACGUCCGAUGGUUCUGGAUGCUACAGGAAAAAGGUGUAUCAGACCACUGGAUGUAAUUGAACCUACAGAAGAAACAGAUGUGUUCCAAGACGUAUGCUGGCAGGACCUUAGUGAAGACUAUGUGUGCAGCCGGCCCUUGGUUGGAAGGCAGACUACUUACACAGAAUGCUGCUGUUUAUAUGGGGAAGCAUGGGGCAUGCAGUGCGCUCUUUGCCCAAUGAAGGACUCAGAUGAUUAUGCACAGCUAUGCAACCUUCGUGUGCCAAGGUUCAGACAGCCUUAUGGGGAAGAUGCUCUUCACUUUUCAGACCACUAUAUGCCACAGCCAGACCUUUUCAACUUGCAGGAGCGUCUGGGAGGGGGGCAGUAUGAAGAGCUGCAGGCAGAGGAGUGCGGCAUCUUGAAUGGAUGUGAGAAUGGUAGAUGUGUACGAGUACAAGAAGGAUACACAUGUGAUUGCUUCGAUGGAUACCACCUGGACAUCAUGAAAAUGACCUGUGUUGAUGUCAAUGAGUGCAAUGAGCUGAACAGCAGAAUGUCACUGUGCAAGAAUGCAAAGUGUAUUAACACAGAGGGCUCAUACAAAUGUGUCUGUCUGCCUGGCUACAUACCAUCAGAUAAACCCAACUACUGCACAGCAAUAAACUCAGAUAGAGACGACAGUGAACUGGAGUAG
Staurois parvus is the source of this 3412-nucleotide messenger RNA. Lineage: Eukaryota; Metazoa; Chordata; Amphibia; Anura; Ranidae. The record is from the annotation of a GenBank genome assembly.